AAGGAAGGAAGACGACAAGUGGAGGUGCCAGAUUAGAAUAGAAGUUCUGCUGCCUUGUCCAAUCAUGUCGUGGUCUUGGCAGCUCGCGUCCUUCAUUACCUUCAUUUCAACUUUCUACUCAGGUGACUCUUUGCUCAAUACACUAGUCGCCGAACGUUGACUUCCACAUCGUUAUACUCUUGACAUGAUCGCCAACGCGAUCCUCACAGCCUGUACAGCAGUAGCCCUGACAAUCACGUAUUCUCUAUACCGCAGGAUGUUCUUUAAGAAGAAGUGGGAUCCGCGUGGCAAGCAUUGUUAUGUUACAGGCGGUUCGGCAGGUGCGGGUCUUGCAAUAGCAAAGUUACUCGUGAGGAAGGGCGCACACGUCUCGAUCGUGGCGAGGAAUCAGGAGAGGUUAGACACGGCACUGAAGGAGUUAGAGACAGUCAGACAAUCACCAGACCAAACCAUCAAAGCCUAUUCCUACUCUAUAGACAAUGCGUCCGGCGCAGCGGAAGCACUCGAGGCAGCAUGUCAAGCCCAUGAUGGUCGAUGUCCUGAUGCUCAGUUCUUCGUUGCUGGAACGUCUAGACCAGGACACUUUGUGGAGCAGAGUGAAGAAUCCUUGAAGAAGGGUAUGGAGGAGACGUAUUGGUGCCAAGCUUGGUCUGCUCUGGCGGCGGUGAGACGUAUGGUGCGCGAUCAAGCAAAGGGCAAGAUCGUUUUCGUGUCCUCGGUGCUUGGGUAUAUGUCGAUAGUUGGCUAUUCGACAUAUUCACCUGGAAAGUUUGCUACUCGAGGGUUGGCGGAAACACUCCAAUCCGAACUCAUGCUCUACGACAUCGAUGUACACAUCGCCUUUCCUGGAACCAUCUACUCGCCAGGCUACGAAGUCGAGAAUCAAACUAAACCAAAGGUCACGCUCAAAAUAGAGGAAAGCGAUGGUGGCGCUCAGCCAGACGCGGUGGCGCAAGGGAUCCUCAAAGGUGUUCAGAACGGUGACUUCCAUAUCACAUAUGACUUCCUCCUGAAUGUUUUCCGUGGCUCCACCCGUGGAUCAUCACCAGGGAACAACUUCUUCAUGGACUCAAUCUAUGAGCUCAUAGGAAGAGUGAGUACUGAUUCAUCACAAGUCACCAUUCUCUUCAUAGAAGUUGACGAUAUGUUCCAGAUCGCACUUCCAUUUUGGCGGAUGUCUGUUGACAAUACAGUUCGAGCGCACUCGGAAGAACACCGACAAUACUUGCGAGACAAGGGUCUGAUAGCAUAGAGUUCAACGCCACAAGCAACGGUCGCGUUUCGCCUUCCCAGACCGCUGGUGCGCACAGUCGCCACGGCGCCAGGGGGAUCGUCGGUCCCUUUUGGAUCCCUAUACCAUACCUAGACUAAUUCCACCGCUGCUAUUCACUUAGGAAAUAUACCAGAAGAUAUAAUACCUUAUUCCAGGGUACCUAUCGCCAUGCGUACUUGCCAAAGGUGCCGUGAACGCAAAAAAACUUGACGGUUGUAC
Messenger RNA from Somion occarium, 1492 nucleotides. The record is from the annotation of a GenBank genome assembly. Lineage: Eukaryota; Fungi; Basidiomycota; Agaricomycetes; Polyporales; Cerrenaceae.